This is a messenger RNA of Cuscuta europaea, 2347 nucleotides long. Lineage: Eukaryota; Viridiplantae; Streptophyta; Magnoliopsida; Solanales; Convolvulaceae. The record is from the annotation of a GenBank genome assembly.
GUUUGAUCAAACUACCUCUUUGUAAGUUUGAAUUUUUUAAUCUUUUCAUCUCUCCCAACUCUGAGCCACUCACCAUUUAAUGGCGAGCGCUUCUCUGCAUGAAAAAUCCCGGAAAUGAAAACGCUUACCGUUAAAACCCUCCAACGAAAGGAAGAUUAACGAAUCAAACCCCAAAUAUAUUUACACUGCCUCAGCCUCACAGAUUGUCGCGGUUUACUCUACCGAGAACAAUUUCUUGGAUUAGAUUUCAAUAACAUGAGGUGGGAGAAGGUGAGUGCACAAGGAAAUAACUCGGGGCCUGGUAAGAGGUGGGGUCACACUUGCAAUGCCAUCGCAGGAGGCAAACUUCUUUAUGUGUUUGGUGGCUAUGGAAGUUAUGACUGCCAGACCAACCGAGUUCACGUCUUCGAUACUGUUAAUAGGAUAUGGAGUGAGCCUGUGAUGAAAGGAGCAGUGCCUAUGCCAAGAGACAGUCAUAGUUGUACCACAGUUGGCGACAAUCUAUAUGUAUUUGGCGGUACAGAUGGUAGAAAGCCCCUUGGUGAUUUGCAUAUUCUGGACACUGCCUCUAACACAUGGAUCUUGCCAAGUUUAAGAGGUGAUGGGCCUGAACCUAGGGAAGGCCAUAGUGCAGCCCUUAUUGGUAGACGGCUCUUUAUCUUUGGUGGAUGUGGAAAGUCUGAGAAUAGGGAAAUAUACUACGAUGACCUUUACAUAUUGAAUACAGAAACAUUCACGUGGAAACGUAUCGUACCAUCUGGCACACCACCAACAAAGCGUGAGAGUCAUAGCUGCUCUUCUUGGAGGAACAAAAUCAUUGUCCUCGGUGGGGAGGACACAUUCAAUUUCUACUUGUCUGAUGUACACAUUCUUGACACAGAUUCUUUUGUUUGGAGCAAAUUAAACACUACAGGGCAGCUAUUAUCACCUCGAGCUGGGCAUACAACUAUUGCCUUGGGGAAGUGCUUGUUUGUUUUUGGCGGUUUCUCUGAUGAGGAGAACCUCUAUGAUGAUGUUUAUAUGCUUGAUGUUGAUGCUGGUGUAUGGAACAGGGUUUUGGCUACUGGUGACGGCCCUUCAGCAAGAUUCUCGAUGGCUGGAGAGUGUCUGGAUCCACAUUUGGGAGGUUUUCUUGUAUUUUUGGGUGGCUGCAAUAAGAAACUCGAGGCAUUGGAUGACAUGUAUUACUUACAUACAGGGCUUGUUGGGGAAAGUGAACAAAAUGAUCGGAGAAGAGAUAAGUUGUCUUUGAGAAAACAGCUGAAGUUAAAAUGCCAGGAACAGCAAGGCAGACAAAAUGUUCAUAUGCAUGCACACCAAAAUCCUCUAGGGAAAAAAACUUUUCAAGCCAAGGUGAUAAAAAACUUUUCAGAUGGCUAUACUAUCGAGACUGUCAUAGAUGGAAAGCAUCUCCGUGGAGUGUUGUUUUCCAGCAAGCCAAAUCCUAUGAAGUUACCUUCUUCUGAUGAUUCUGAUGGGAAAGUGGAAGCUAUGGAAAUAGAUGGGAACAAGAUGAGUGAUGAUCUCAAUUGUACCACCUACAGCACAGGAUUUGCUGUUGUGGAGCAGAAUGCGAGAGAUGUUGGGCAGGCAGAUGCUCCUGGAGGGGAAUUGAUAAUGUCGGUCUCCCAAGUUGGAGAUGCUAGAGCUGGAAUUGGAAACCAACCCCUCAAUGAUGCUUCGCCUUUCCAGGAGAUCCAAACAUGGGCAUCACAUCAGUGACACGAAUCUGAACGAUGCUACAUGUACACUACGUAAUAAUUUCAUGGGGAAGCAUAAAACCAUCGUCCAGCACUUCACUUUCUGUGAAAAUUUGAUCCAUAGGAUCCUAGGAUUUGUCUUACUGUUAGUUCAAUAAUAAUAAAUAAUCAUAAUACUUGGCAGCGUCCUGGAACCUCUACACAACCAGUGCCGUCGAAAUUCAAUACGGAAUCCAAUGGUGGCGAUUUGCCCCUAAAUUGAAGGCUGGCAAGUAUUUGUCACCCACCCAAUUUGCUCCAUUCUUUUUCUUACCUUUUAGGGUAGUUUUCAGAGGCAGAAACAAUCAAACUGUACAGUUGAGAUUACCGCGGGGAAUAUUCGGACCUGUAACUUUGUCAAGACACUUCAGUGGCUGUUUCCCAUUUCUAACAAUGGCAUUGAUAUCCUUGUACGAAGUGCCUGCUGAGUAAUGUCAAUACCUGAUUCAGACCUCAUACUUAACACAAACUCGUGGUUGUCAAUUUUCCUUUGACUCAAUUUGAUCCCCACGGACCCCACUCUUAAAAUUGGAGCCAAAUUAGAUGAUGUUUAUAGUAUAUUCUUAUUCUAGAUUUCUCGGGAUCUGCUCAAAUAAGAUGGAUUUAUC